GCUGUUAGAAUGAAAAUAGCCCUUGUUUAGGUUACAACUAUAUAAAGUAUGAUUUCAGUUGUUCGAAAGCAUCAGUAGCGAGUUAUUCGUCUUACACUUAGAACCUUUCUUCUUAUUGAAAGUUACCACAAUCAAUCCAGCAACAUGAAAUUUGCCAUUUUCGUCACAGUCGUGUUUGCCUUGGCCACAGUUGCUCAGUCCUCUGUUAUUCCUGUUAUUGCUGUAGGUGGCCCUGGAUCUAUUGCUGUUCAAGCUUCUGCUGUACAUGGACCUCAUGCAGCAGUUGCGGUUCAAACUAUUCCUCAUAUUGUUGCUGUUCCAGCUGCAGUAGCUGUUGCUCCAGUUGUUGCUGGUCAAGCAACAUAUGUGGCCCAGAAUCGAGGCGUUGUCCAUGUUGCCCCAUUGGAUGGGCAUGUUCAAUCGGCUGUAUCUCUUAACCUUCAAGCAGCUCCAGGAACAGUUUGAAAUUUGAUGAAAUCUGAAAGCAAGGCCAACUCAUUUUCGUGAAAAACAAAUAUUUUUUUUAAACUUUGAACUUUUUUAUUACUCCCAAUGUUUUCGAAGAAUUACCAUGCAA
Molecule: messenger RNA, 577 nt
Organism: Episyrphus balteatus (marmalade hoverfly)
Lineage: Eukaryota; Metazoa; Arthropoda; Insecta; Diptera; Syrphidae
Product: adult cuticle protein 1-like
Exons: 2
Coding region: 145-465 (106 amino acids)
Source: RefSeq, a predicted model, not a curated record